Belonocnema kinseyi is the source of this 935-nucleotide messenger RNA. RefSeq names its product neuronal calcium sensor 2. Lineage: Eukaryota; Metazoa; Arthropoda; Insecta; Hymenoptera; Cynipidae. The transcript is spliced from 6 exons. Bases 158 to 718 code for a protein of 186 amino acids. The record is from RefSeq and is a predicted model, not a curated record. Gene Ontology annotation, molecular function: calcium ion binding.
CUGCCGGGAUCUCGCAAAUGUCAAGAUUAGUUAGCAACGAAAAGAAAACAACCAGCACGUUCCACACCUCGUGGCAUGCCAGCAAGAAUAGUCGUCGAAGGUCGGAAGACGUGGUACAAAAUAUCGUUUGGAACGCUCAAUAUGCUAUCACGUAAAAAUGGGUUGUUUUGGGAGCAAAGACAAAUUGAGCAAAGAGGAUAUGGACUUCCUUAAGUCGCAUACGAGAUACGAUGAGGCGACUAUCAAGGAGUGGUAUAAAGGAUUCAAACAAGACUGUCCCAAUGGUAGGCUCACGCCUGCAAAAUUCGUUGAUAUGUACAAAAUGUUCUUCCCUUCGGGGAAUGCCGAAGAGUUUUGUGAUCACGUAUUCCGUACAUUUGAUAUGGACAAAAAUGGCUAUAUCGACUUUAAGGAAUUUUUACUUGCAAUUGACGUGACAUCAAGUGGAACGCCAGAGGAAAAACUAAAAUGGGCGUUUCGCAUGUACGAUGUCGAUGGGAAUGGCGUCAUCGACAUCCAGGAAAUGACGAAAAUUGUACAGGCGAUAUACGACAUGCUGGGUGCAUGUUCGAGCAACAGGCCAGCAGACAGUGCGGAGGAAAGGGCGAAGAAUAUUUUCGCAAAAAUGGAUGAAAACAAUGACGGGCAAUUGACGCAGGAAGAAUUUCUCAAGGGAUGUCUGCAAGACGAGGAGCUAUCGAAAAUGCUAGCCCCUUAAUCCCGGCACGUCACAUUCGAAGAAGACGUCUCUGUGUCGUCUUUCUAAGCAAUGCCAUCAAACUCUCUGCAUUAUUUCGCAUCGUCGCGAAACCAGCGUUCUCCGAACCGAACGGUCAGACAAAAUACUGAAAACUAUUAUCCAACCUAAAUUUGUAAACCAAAAUACCAACCACUAAAUCCACAGUCCUCCAAAACACAAAAUGCACAACCUAAUU